Molecule: messenger RNA, 456 nt
Organism: Spodoptera exigua (beet armyworm)
Lineage: Eukaryota; Metazoa; Arthropoda; Insecta; Lepidoptera; Noctuidae
Source: the annotation of a GenBank genome assembly
AUGACUCUCUGUCGAGAGUGGCUAAGAGUAGUUGGUAAUGAAGAAUUAGUGCAUCUACCAAUAGAAAAACUGCAUGAGCAGCGAAAUGUUUGUGCUAUACAUUUUGCAAAAAAAGAUUUCAACAAAAAAGGCAAUCGUCUGAAAAGAAAUGCAGUACCAACAUUAAAUUUGAAGGUUUUACCUCUAACUGAUGCACAAUUGGCAGAAUUUCCACAAUAUAUGUACAGACAUUCUGAGUCAAAAGAAUCUUAUCCACCAACUACUGACCAGAAAGAAAAUAUCCAGGAAGGAGGACCAGAUUGCACUGAUAUUUUGCCUGAAUCAGUGCCAUCUACGAGCCAACAACCAAGACAUAUCCUUAUGGAACUGACUCAAAAUGAUCUUUUGUCUGAAGCAGUGCCAUCCACGAGCCAGCAACCGAGACAUAUCCCUAUGGAGCUGUCUCAAAAUGGUUAG